Messenger RNA from Volvox carteri f. nagariensis, 3428 nucleotides. RefSeq lists its product as uncharacterized. The record is from RefSeq and is a predicted model, not a curated record. The transcript has 11 exons. Lineage: Eukaryota; Viridiplantae; Chlorophyta; Chlorophyceae; Chlamydomonadales; Volvocaceae. The coding region runs from base 186 to 3428 and encodes 1080 amino acids.
ACGCCAGCAGCGGCACCGCAUGCGACCACCACGGAAGCGCCGCCGCCGUGCAACUGCCGGCCGCCGCUGCCGCUGCCGCCAGCGGCGGCGGCAGCGGCCUUAGCUGCUGCCCCCACUGCCAUUGGGGCUGGGUGUGUGACGAGCAUCGUACUGCCUACCUGACGGGGCCUCACGCCGCGGUAUGUAUGUCGUACCAGCACAUGAACGAGAGUCAGCUGCUGACACACCGGUACCUAACCGCCACGGGCCGGCUGCCCAACUACGUGCCUGACAAGCCGCCGCCGCGACCCACGGGUCAUUCGAGCGGCGGUGUUUGGGAGCCCGUGCCGGCAGGCUGGGCGGCGUUUCGGGCGUGGCGGCCGCUACCAGCUUUUGACGGCGCAAUGAUGUGUCUGCUGAGCAAGCGAAUGUCGCAGGCGUUGACGGUAAUCCAGUUGCGCACGUGCAGCUUUGGUCGGCGUGGCCGACCAUCCUACGCAGUGCGCACGCAAGCCGAGGUGCAGCGACUCUGCCACUUUGCCAACGUAUCAGUGUCCGAGACCGGUACCGCCGACACAUCAUCCAUGCUCGUCGAUUCACAACCAGCCCGCGAUAGCGUAGGGAAUGUAGAGCCAUCCCGCGGCACAGGUGUGCAGGGUGCCGCAGAAGUCCGUGUGGCGAAUACACACGAUGGCUGCGUGCGUGGCGACGUCAGCGAUACCGGUACGACCAACAUGUCAUCCAUGCGUAUCGAUGAACAGCCAACCGUCGUUCGCGUUGGGAAUGCCGAACCAUCCAGCAGCACCGGCCAUCUCCGGGUGCCCCUAUAUGCUCGCAGCGACAUUAGCAACUGUGCUGUCGUGCCGCUCGAUGCCCACGCAACGUGUUUGGACUGCGUGCGACAUGGCCUCAUUGCCGCGGGCGCCACUGAUGUGCCUGCGCCUGACAUUCUGCUGGCGACCGUGGUGGCCGCCAUUGCCGAGUCUUGGGAGUCGAUGCGCUUUCAAGUGCUACACGCCCAUGCCAGCAGCCUCCCCAGCACUUGCACGGCGACGCAAUAUGGUGAAGCCCUACAGCAGCACCGGCUGCUGCCAGGCGAUGUGGAGCUGGCGGUCUUUGCCCAUGCUUUCAACAUUGCGAUCACAGUGUUUGACUCGGCUGGGCUGCAGAUCUGCUACUGGGGCUCCAGCUCAGCGCCAACAGAAGUGUGCCUCAUCCGGCAGGCGGGCCUCGCUGGCGCCCCCUUGCCUUACCGCCUGCUGGACAUGGUGCCGGGUUUGUGGACAGGGCAACGCCGCCAGCAUCUUGUCGCGGCUUGUCGCGCGGUUGGCCUCUGCAUGUCAGAAACACCGUCAGCCGAGCGGGCUGAUGCUGAGCAACACAUUCCUGGGUACUUGGGAGCAUCCUGGCGCAGUGGCCCCGGCCACAGACUUGGCAUCUCUGACCGGCUCGCGGCUUGGAGCGCUGUCACAAGCAUGCUGCUGGCCGGUGCACUUGUGGUGUGCGCCAUGUGUGGUGUCACCAGCACCGACCUGCACAAGGACCUUCAGCGCUGGGCCACUGCGGAGCCUGUCGGUGCUGCCAUUGCGCCAUACUCAUUUCACAACAGCUUGCAUGCCGGCAGCACAACAACACCCGAAGGCCUGUGGCACCUGUGUCCGCACUGUGCUCCAUUGUAUCCAGCGAACAGUGGCAAUGAGCGAGCAGAGUAUCUGGUCUUCCAUCCACCAGACUAUACCAAGGCUAUCGUGUCCUUGGAUGCCAUUGACCAACUGCGGAUAGGCCUAGUGGAUGUUGGACUUGGCUUCUUUUCAGCGGCCUUUGGAUUUGUUGCCGGCAAGCUUCGGCAGCAGCAUUGCAUGGAAGCGCUGGUCCUGGAUUGGGCACGCGACUCCACACGCCGUGUCAACACGCUGCCCCCGGCACUGCAGGAGGUGCUGGGAUGGAGCGUGCAGCACAACCCGCUUGUCAGGGAGUUCCUCACCGUUGCUGAACAAGUCCCGCCCAAUCACCCAUUGCCAUACCUUUGUCCAGCUGAUGUGCAAUCCUUUGUCGCCAGUGACCAAGCCUGCAAACCACUUGCGCUGGCCACCCUAGAAGCAGCAGAGGCAGCUCGCUCGCUCAUAUCGGUGGUUGUGCCUGCCAUCCAGCGUGCAGCCAUGAAGCAUGCACCCGUGAUGUACACCGCGGGAACAUUGGUUCCGCGGUCGCCCACUCGGCCCGAGCUCAACCUGGCUGUUGCUGCGGACGGGACCCCACUGGACUAUCAGUUUGGCCUGUCUGCGGAGAUGGCCAUGUUCCCCUAUCUGUUUCCCUUUGGUGUGGGCGCAUUUAUGGGCGGCACGACCUUGGUCAAGUACUUGGCAUACCGUGCCAAGUGCCUCUUCAGUGUGUGGACAUUGUGCAAGCCGUACUUGCUGCUCAUGUAUGUUCUUCGCCAGAGCGCCCGGCUGCAAGAGCAGAAUACAGAGGCUGUGCUGGAAAGCGCGCUCCUCGACUACAAGUCUCAGAACCCUAACGCGAGCGAUGAGGAUGCCAUCCAUCACAUUCUCAAGCACAAGCUGCCGGCAACGUUGCCCAACACGCCUGCAUGGCACCGCAGCAACCUCCAAGAUUUGUUGUGCAUGGUGGACCGCUUUGGCAUGCCGUCGUUCUUCCUCACGCUUACAACCGAUGAAGUGUCUGCCACACGCUGGCCCGAACAUGGCAAGUUCAACGUGCUCCUGGCCGAGGCCCGAAAGUACAGGGACGAGUUCCUGGAGCAGCACCACGUCAAGCCCGCCAGCACGUACUUGUACAACAUCACGGCGGCAAUACACGAAGGCGACAUGCCGGACCGUGCGACCGCGACGCAUGCGGAGGUCAUGCAGCUAUGGAUCGCGGCUGCCGGCAGCCUGCGAGCUGAUACCGCAAUAGAGCUUAUUUAUGACUACGGCAUGGACGCGGGCACCGUCCUCAAGACGGACCAGGACUUCGCGCGCUCGGUGCUGACGGCCGCGCAGCAGGCGCGAGCGUCGGGCGCCCUCCUGACCACAACCACGCCAGCCAAGCGAGCCGCAAGCAGCCCCGCCGAGCCAGAUUCCAGUGCCUCCCCCCGCACAGUGUAUGUCGGCCAGUCCCGGGACCCUCAACGUCGCUUCCAGGCUCAUGCCCGCAACCCACCCAGCCGGAUGAAGGAGGACGCCAGCCGCUACCAACCCUUCCAUGACCACUUCUCGCUCACGCGCCUCAUGUCCACCGCCAAUCCUGCACUGGCCCAACGGAUGGAGGCCUUCUACAUCGCGCAGUUCAAGGCUCGGGGGCCAGGCGGCUACAAUGUGCUGUGCGGGCCGCCUUCCGCCAGCCCGGCCUUCUACGCGAUGAGGCGGCAACGCGCGGGCAGCGCCCACACGCCCACCGCCGUCACAGCCCAAGACAAUGAUGAUGACGCCCCAGACACGCUCGCCUAG